AUGGGCUCAACCGUGUUUGGAACUCCAGUUACCACGGCAACCUUGAGAGCGAUGCCUGAAUAUCAAGGCAAGAACUCGAUCACCCAGCAAGACCGAGCAAAGGUUGCACUAGAAAAGGUGAACGCCGAGGGCAAAGCCGUGGAUGCUCGACACUACGUGGAGAAGCUGCAGUGUCGAUUUGGGGACGAUGUUGUGAGCAUAAUGUGUCUGAUCUACAAUGCGACGGACUGGAAGGGACGUGUUUGCUAGUCUGCGUACCCGGUGAUCAUUGCGAAUGGGCAGUGGGGUGCGUUCUUGCACGGUCAAUACUAUAACCAGGAAAAGAGUUCAAGAGCCGGCAUUGUAUACUCUGCCUUCAACAAUCAAGGCAAGGAGCAACACUGGUUCAUGGGAUUUUCUAACACUUUUUCAAGCCCCACCAAUCAGGUGUAUACUGAAAUUCGCGAAGCAGGGCACUAUGAGCAGGCAGAGAGGGUAGGAAUAUGGCAAGCUCUUGACAACAAGCUGAGUAAGGGGAAAUUGGUGAAUAAGGCCUGCGAAGAAGGGGGAUACAUAAGUGGCUCCAUUGGCAACACUUCAAAACCCAUAUUCGAGGUGAUUAUGACUCUGCCUAAACCUAAAUAAAUUGUGUAUGCUGCACUAUUGCAUAUCACAUUAUCACCUAAGUAAUGACUACUUCUGCUACAAUGCAUACUUGAAGCUUUGGGAUCAAACAAGGCCUU
Chenopodium quinoa (quinoa) is the source of this 722-nucleotide messenger RNA. Its product is annotated as 23 kDa jasmonate-induced protein-like. The record is from RefSeq and is a predicted model, not a curated record. Lineage: Eukaryota; Viridiplantae; Streptophyta; Magnoliopsida; Caryophyllales; Amaranthaceae.